ACCAAGAGUGCAACUCCAAAUACACCGACAACUUCCCGCGCUCCCGUCUACCAUUACCAAUACCAGGGAAACUGGACAGGCCCUCCGCGCUACCAGUCGAACAGGGGGGGGCGAGGGGGGCAGAAGAGAGGAGCAGUAGGGCCGACCCGCAGAGCACCGCAGCCACAGUCUCGCGCAGCUGGACAACCGAAAACACGUGCUGCUCCCCAGCAAUAAACGAGGAGCCAGCACCCGCUUCACAAGCAGCUUAUCCUGGGUGCCGCGGUGCUCUCCGGCUCUCAUUCACGCGACGCUCCGUGCCGCCGGUAGCCUGGGAACUGAUGCUUGCAUCACUUUCUGACAAUACCAUUAUGCAAUAUAAUGUCACACUCAAACUUUGGUGGACAUAUUGCCAUGAAAAUAAGCAUAAUGUAUUUGAAGGGUCCGUAGCAAUAGUUUUGUCUUUUCUUACGGAACAGUACAAUAAAGGAGCAUCUUAUGGCUCCUUAAAUAGUCACCGAUCAGCCCUUUCACUAUUUCUUGGAGACAAUAUCGGUUCCAAUGAAUCAGUGAAGCGGUUAUUGAAAGGUGCAUACAGAAAGCGACCUAAUUUGCCAAAAUAUAGCUUCACGUGGGAUCCACAAGUUGUGCUCAAUUGUAUUGCAGAAUGGUAUCCAAAUGAGGAACUUACAUUAGAAAGGAUAACUAAAAAAUUAGUAAUAUUGUUAGCGUUGUGUACUGCGCACAGAGUACAAACUUUUUCAUUAAUAAAAGUUGACAACAUUGUAAUUUCCUCAAGUGGUGUCAGAAUAUUUAUAACUGACAUCAUAAAAACGUCAGCGGCAAAUAGAGAACAGCCACGGUUGUUUCUUCCCUUCUUCACGGACAGACCAAAUAUAUGCCCUGCUACCACUUUACGGGACUACCUCUCCAUAACGAGCGAUAAACGCCCAGAAAGUGUUCCGAACCUCUUAUUAACUGUGAAGCGCCCUUUUAAGAGCGCGUCAGCACAGUCAAUAAGCAGGUGGAUAAAACAGGUACUUGCAGAAAGUGGGGUAGAUGUGAACACCUUCAGCGCUCACAGCACACGUCACGCGUCCACGUCUGCUGCGGCAGCCAGUGGUCUCAGCGUCGAUAUUAUUAGGAAAACCGCAGGCUGGACAAAAGAUUCCGAAAUAUUCGCAAAAUUUUAUCACCGUCGAGUUAUCGAUGAAAGUGAUUUUGCCAGAUCAGUGUGUAAUCAGUAA
Pectinophora gossypiella (pink bollworm) is the source of this 1226-nucleotide messenger RNA. RefSeq lists its product as uncharacterized. NCBI's taxonomy places the organism in Eukaryota, Metazoa, Arthropoda, Insecta, Lepidoptera, Gelechiidae. Gene Ontology annotation, biological process: DNA integration; DNA recombination. The record is from RefSeq and is a predicted model, not a curated record. The transcript has 2 exons. The coding region runs from base 321 to 1226 and encodes 301 amino acids. Gene Ontology annotation, molecular function: DNA binding.